Molecule: messenger RNA, 2010 nt
Organism: Micropterus salmoides (largemouth bass)
Lineage: Eukaryota; Metazoa; Chordata; Actinopteri; Centrarchiformes; Centrarchidae
Product: transmembrane protein 25
Exons: 9
Coding region: 309-1451 (380 amino acids)
Biological process (GO): negative regulation of excitatory postsynaptic potential
Source: RefSeq, a predicted model, not a curated record
GUGGUGGCAGCGUGACUGCCUGCGUCAGCCAGCCCUGCAAGCCCCUGCCAGCUAGUGAACGCUGCUACUGGAGCUACCGUACCCUGCAGAGAUCCGUGUGUGUGUGUGUGUGUGUGUGUACGCAGAUGGGAAAGGAACUGAGUCAGGGAGGGCUGCCUCUCAUCUCCUCGCUGUUAUCACCAUCCUUCACUCUCCCUCCUCUCCUCCUCUGCUGCCAUGGAGCUCCAGCAGGCUGAAUCACAACAGCGUCUGCAGAAAGGGCUGAGCAGGUAGAUGUGUAUGCGUGUGUGGUGCUCCUCUGGGCCAUUAUGGAGCGUGUGUGUCUGAGAAGGUGGGCAUCAGGCUCCGCUGUUGUGUUCCUUCACACACUGGCCUUAUCCUGGACAGGUGCAAUUGAGCCCGCCCCCAAAAUUGACGGACGGCACAAGGCAGCUGUGACAUUGCAGGAGAACAUGACACACCGGUUCAACUGCCAAACAGGUGGCUGGGAUCCCCGUGCCCCUCCCUUGCUUACCUGGUACCUGAACGGGGAGCAGCAGAGAGAGCCCCACCGUGGGCGCCUGGUGAUGACGUCGCAGGAAGAUUCUGAGGUCAUGAGACCGGGAACCAAUCACAACAGCACCUUCUCUCUGCGGGCCAGGAAGUGGGACAGGGAGCUAGUGUGUGUCGCAUCGAAUCCCAGGACAGGAGAGAGUUACAAUGCCACGGUCACACUCAAUGUCCAAUUUCAGCCAGAGAUCCUCAGGGUAAACGCCCACUACAGUGAAACCUCAGAACCCGGCCUCUCCCUGGUCCUCUUCGCCUUGGUAAGGUCUAACCCGCCCGCCACCAUCGCCUUUGUGGACCAGUCCGGCCAGCUGGUAGCCAACACCUCUGACUUCCUCAUCCUGGACUCACGAAGCUAUCCCUGGUUGACCAAUCACACGCUGAAGGUCAUGCUCAGUAACCUAUCAGGGAAUGUCUCGCUCAACGCCAGCAACAGUGUGGGAACUGUGCAGAGUAACCUAACACUGGCAGAGUUCCUUCAGUCUCGUGUGGAGGUGCCCAUGCUGGGAAUAGUGACUGGGGGAGCCAUGGCCUUCAUGGCCCUCCUCAUCCUCAGUCUGAUAGUUCUCUGCCUCAUGCAAAAAAACAAGAUCAAGUCCUUUGAUGAGCCAGUGGAGAUUCUGAUGACCAAGAAAAGUGACUCUGCCAAUCUGAAGGCAGAGAAAGCUGAUAAGACCCACAUCCCGAGAGAGAACAUGUCUCUGCCUUCUAACAUGCAGCUCAACGACCUCAGCACUUUGAGAAAAGCCCGAGAGGCGGCCCAGCAGAAUAGUGUGGGUGAGAAGAAGGAAGAGGAGGAGGAAGAUCUGUCUUUAGCCUAUGCUGCUAGAGGUUUUGCCCGAUAUCCGAUGGUGGGCUACAUCUAUAAAGUGAACAGCACAAGCAGCGAGGAGAUCUGGCUGUGACUGACCGCAAAAUUACAAACACAAACACACACACACACACACAAACAUAAUGUUCAUGCAUGCAAAACAGUGCAGCUGUCCGAGAGGAAACCCAGAACAACUGCCAGUCAGUCAUUUAGCCAAUCAUCAAUCUCCUUCAAGCUGGACCAGGACGACCAGGAAACUGUCUUGUUGUGAAGAUCUUAUCUGUUUCUGGGUCACAACACACUCUCUGACGAGUUCAUCAUGUGUCUUUUUGAAUCUCAAUAAUGCAAAGUAUGAACUCUACGUAUAAAUGCUCAUGUUCUGUAUGUUUUGACAUGAUUUCCUCCUGUAACCACAUACUCAUAAUGUCCUCCUCCCCGUUGCAUUAUUGGAAUGCAUUAAUUGUUCUAUGCUAACACCAGAAUGUCCAAGAUACUGUACUGUAUGUGAGAUUGUCCAUUUUGAACAAUAGUAUCCAAAUAAGAUGGCACAUAAUUAAAGUACAUGUAUUUGUAUAAUGGAUAUGUCAUGUACUGUAUAUUUGUAUGCAUAUGUAUAUGUGUAUAAAAGAGGAUGUCUAAUAAAGAUGAUAAUG